Molecule: messenger RNA, 2455 nt
Organism: Anastrepha obliqua
Lineage: Eukaryota; Metazoa; Arthropoda; Insecta; Diptera; Tephritidae
Exons: 6
Coding region: 91-2097 (668 amino acids)
Source: RefSeq, a predicted model, not a curated record
CAACAGCUUCUCAACAUCUUCGAGGUAAUAAUCUCAACCCUCGAGGGCAAGCUGAAGCGCAUCGACAGCCUCGACAAAUCUGUCGAACAUAUGGUGAAGCGUAUGGAAGCACUGGAUAAUCGUGUGGCGGACAAUUUACUCAAAACCGACGCCGUCAUCUCCAAACUUCGCACACUGGACAAUAAAAUCACCAACGAUAUACACGCCUCGUCCAAUGAUGGCAGCGGUAGUGGCGGGCGCUCGGCACGCAUAGCCAAUAUGGCCACUGCAGAGCAUCUAGAUAAUCGCCUACUGCUGCUGGAUCAAAAGGUUAGCGAUAUCGAUACCAAGCUUGAAGUGCUCAAAACACAAAUCGAUAAUAAUUUUCUACAAGUUGACGACAUUAAUGCGGAGGCGAGCGAGAAGAAACCGAUCAGCAUGAAUGUUGUUGAGAUAACGAAGGCUAUGAAUGCCGAAGUAAUGAAUCAUGUGUCUACGGAAUUAAAUGAAUUACGCGACACUACCGACAAUAUUGACAAGAAGCUACAAUUUCACAUCAAUAUUGUGUCGGAGAAUGUGGGCCAUAUGUUGCGUAUGGUGGGUGACAUACACGAAGCCGUUGUGGAUCAUCAGGAACAAUUGAAUGCAUUGAAUGCCACUACAACGGCACUACCAAUUAUAAAGUCGAGUAAAAUCGAUGCGCUCGUAAAACAGAUACGACCAAUGGUAUCGGUUUCGGAGAAAAUGGACGAAGUAUGGGACGUUGUUGUGGGCACAAAGUCAUCGGUCAUUAACGAUUUGCUACCCAAAUCGGAUGCCUUACUGACGCAGACACAACGGCAGGAGCGUGCUAUUGGCGAGAUCCAUCACGAUCUGAAGGCGAAAACGAAUCAAAUCAUCAACAAUUUGGAUAUGGUUGAGAAACGUUUGAAGAAACAGGAAGAUGAUGUGCAACUAUUGGCGCAACGACCAGUACCAGCUGAGCUGCUAAUGGAUCCCACUAUCGAUCGACUUGUCGAAUAUGAUCCCAAUCGUUACUCCGUCAUUGAUGAGUAUCCCGAAACGAAUAUGCCCACCACACCAAUCACUACAAGCGCAACAGGCACCUCAACUGUGCCACCCCCUACAGUAGCCGCUUCACUGAGCGCAUAUACCACAUUCGCGACAACAACACCCAGCCCGUCAUUAGCAUCAGCCAGUCAACCUACUACGUCAUCAUUUACGGCGCAAAUGGCUGCAAAUGGAGGCGCUUCAUCGGCGGCUAUGUUAGCAGCGGUCUCAUCGGCAGCCACAACAACAUCAACCUCGGCAAAGCCACUAUCACGUAAAGGCGGCAUUAUCUUUCCCAGCGUCAAGAAUAAGCCUGCUGUGGUGAAUUCGACAUUUUCCACCGACAUACUCACGCUGAAGGACAUAAAGGGGUUCUCUUGCGUGGAUCUCCUUAACGCUGGCAUGAGGCAAUCGGGUGUGUUCUACUUGCAAAUUCGUGGUACCACCUAUUGGUUCUUGAAGGUCUUUUGCGAGCAAGAAGUAUCUGAUGGUGGCUGGACGGUCAUACAAAGACGAGACGAUUUUGGUGAGCCACGCGAAAACUUCAAUCGUGAUUGGGCUGACUAUAAAAAUGGAUUCGGCGAUCCCGCCAAGGAAUUCUGGCUCGGUAAUGAGAAUAUUUAUAUGCUAACGAAUAAUGAGGAUUAUGCGCUUCGCGUUGAGUUAGAAGACUUUGAAGGCAAUAAGAGAUAUGCACAAUAUUCGCACUUUAAAAUUCACUCUGAAGCUGAUUACUAUAAAUUGGAAAUCGAUGGUUAUGAGGGUAACGCUGGCGAUUCACUAAAUGAUCCUUGGUACGGUUCGAACAAUAGUCCCUUCUCAACCUACAAUAGGGACAACGAUCGUAGCUCACUGAAUUGUGCUAGUAUGCUGAAGGGCGGUUGGUGGUGGAAGUCUUGCGGUCGUGGUCUAAAUGGUCUAUACUUACAUGAUCCACAAGAUUUGACAGCACGACAAGGUAUCGUCUGGUUCCGUUGGCGCGGAUGGGACUACACACUAAAGAAGGCCACUAUGAUGAUUCGUCCUCGCGCACCCCAGCCAAUGGGCAGUACCGUGUCGGCGUCAUAAGCAUUGAGCGACUUGCGAACCUACUUGGAGGCGUUAAGUUGUAAACAAAAAAAAAAACAACUGUUUUUAAUCACCUAAAAUCAACCGCAAACAAGUUUCAAAUGAAAUAUUUUUAAAAGCAGAGCGGCAUUUAAAAACGAAACUUUUUUCAUGUAGGCAGACAUUUUCGAAUUGAAAUAUCCUGCACUGUGAAAAUAAAGCGGAAGUACGAUAUUUGGGCCGAAAUAUUACACGCACACAUGCAUACAUACAAAAUAUCCAUAUACAUUUACACGUCCAUAAAAACUUGCAUAUGAAAUGUAGUUUUACUUCAUUUUCGGGUUGAUUUUUAUUUUCGAAAUUUUUUAAAUUUUUCGUU